Durio zibethinus is the source of this 720-nucleotide messenger RNA. Lineage: Eukaryota; Viridiplantae; Streptophyta; Magnoliopsida; Malvales; Malvaceae. The record is from RefSeq and is a predicted model, not a curated record.
AUGAUGCAACCAACCUACCCAAACUCAGAUUUCCCUCCUUUUCAAGAAUUUCACAAAGACCAAUACAAACACAUUCCAAAAAUCCCCACUCCCACUGACAGAGAUGAAUAUGGGAACCAAAAAAGUGUUUCUCAUGCUAAAGCAUCAAGGAUAAUCACACUUGAUCAAGAACUCAGAUACAUGACUGAAAACAACACUGGAUUCACUUAUGCUUUCACUGAACGAGAGAAAGAAAUGAAAAGCCUAAAAAUUCAACUUGUAGACAUUCAAAAUCAGUUUCAUCAGAAACAACAACAACAACAACAAGUAGCGUCGACCUAUACUCCUCCUCCAUUUCAACCAUACAAUCCUCCAACGUCACCUCCAAAACCUUUUUUCACACCUUUUCAGUACAAACCUCCCCCAACAUCUAUCCCAACAUCCUCACAACCAACACAAUACUUCACUCCUAUCUCAGACCAACCAGAACAACCCCCUUUUGGUACAACUAAAAAAUGGAUUCAUAGAUUUCGAGAAAAACAACCAGUUGAUCCAAAACCCAAAAGAGUAGCAGAACAACGACUUUCUCAACCUUCAAAACCAAAACCAAAACCAAGCUCAAGUUCUACACCUCAAAACCCUACACCACAACCAAACCAAAAACCCGUACAACUUAUGAUUUCUUCUACACAAACCCUUCUAGAAAUACUUCACCAGAUGGCACAAGACAAACUUCUUUAG